Molecule: messenger RNA, 3467 nt
Organism: Petromyzon marinus (sea lamprey)
Lineage: Eukaryota; Metazoa; Chordata; Hyperoartia; Petromyzontiformes; Petromyzontidae
Gene: FIG4
Product: FIG4 phosphoinositide 5-phosphatase
Biological process (GO): phosphatidylinositol dephosphorylation
Cellular component (GO): intracellular membrane-bounded organelle
Molecular function (GO): phosphatidylinositol-3,5-bisphosphate 5-phosphatase activity
Source: RefSeq, a predicted model, not a curated record
CACGUGGGGUGACAUCACGCUCAACAGGAAGUUUGGGUCUUGGCAGCUCAGCGUCGGCUUGCGCGCCGCCGGUGAGGGGUGAGGAGGGCGGUGAGGGUGACGAUUAUUCUGGUGGCGUCAUGGCAGACGCCUGUCCGAUCAUCAGCUCGGUGCAAAAACUGGUGCUAUACGAAACUCGCGCGAGGUUCUUCCUCGUGGGCUCCAACGACGCAGGUUCCAAGUUCCGAGUGCUCAAGAUUGACCGCACUGAGCCACGUGAGCUGAGCCUCAGUGAUGACAAGCACGUAUAUAGCGAGGCAGAGGUGCGUGAUCUGUUGAGUCGCCUCGACCUGGGCAACCGUGCUCGCUCCGGCGCAAGAGGGCCCCUACUCGGCCUCCCGGGCCUUUCUCGUGCCACAACUGCGCACGGUAUCGUCGGGUUUGUGCGCUUCCUGGAGGGCUACUACAUGGUGCUCAUCACUAAGCGUCGCAAGGUGGCCGAUAUCGGGGGCCACAGCAUCUACAAGAUUGAGGACACCGUAAUGACGUACAUCCCCCACGAAUCUGUGCGCGUCAGCCACCCAGAUGAAGCCAGAUAUGUGAAGAUUUUCCAAAAUGUGGAUCUCUCAAGCAACUUCUAUUUUAGCUACAGCUACAACCUCACGCACUCGCUCCAGUACAAUCUCACGAUGAUGGGUACGGCGCGAGACACCACCCCCUCCACAUCCACAGCCCAAGCGUCCGUCCUCCCACUGAGCCACCGCGCCCCGCCCAGCAGCUUUGACAUCUUCGAGGAAGAGGGAUCGGCCCCACACCACUCGCAUGGCAGCAGGUGCGGCGUGCGCUGCGCUUCGUGCGAGAAGUUUGUGUGGAACAGUUUUCUGCUCGAGCCCUUCCAAGGGAGCGUCCAUCCAGAUUGGGUCCUGCACAUCACACAUGGAUUUUGUGCACAAUCCAAGCUUGUUGUGUAUGGACGGCCAGUCUACAUAACCCUCAUUGCGCGCCGCUCUGCUCGCUUUGCCGGGACCAGAUUUCUCAAGAGGGGAGCAAACUCCGAGGGGGAUGUGGCGAACGAGGUGGAGACGGAGCAGAUCGUGCAGGACGCCUCGGUGAUGACCUUCGCCCACGGCCGCUUCUCCUCCUACGUGCAGCUGCGUGGCUCCGUGCCGCUGCACUGGUCCCAGGAUAUCUCCUCCAUGAUCCCCAAGCCGCCCAUCACGCUGGAUCAGGCGGACCCGUACAUGCUGGUGGCCGGGCUGCAUUUUGAUCAGAUGCUGCAGCGAUUUGGUUCCCCCAUCGUCAUCCUCAACCUGGUCAAGCGUCACGAGAAGCGUCGCCAUGAGAGCCUGCUGAGCGAGGAGCUGCUGGCGGCCGUUGGCUACCUGAACCUCUUCCUCCCCCCCGAGCACCACAUCCACUACAUCGCGUGGGACAUGGCCAAGUACAGCAAGAGGAAGCACGUGAACGUGCUGGACAAGCUGAGUGACAUUGCAGAGGGAGUUCUCAGGAAGACGGGUUUCUUCAUGAACAAGCGGAGCUACUAUUGCAACGCUCUGCACCUCGAGGAGAGAUUGGAUGAGAUCGGGGGACUAAGGAUGGCUGGGCGACAGUUACAGACAGGAGUACUACGGACUAACUGCGUCGACUGUCUGGACCGCACCAACACUGCACAGUUCAUGGUUGGAAAGUGUGCGCUCGCAUAUCAACUGUACGCUCUGGGAGUGCUUGGCAGUCCCCAACUGGAGCUGGACACCGACGCUGCCAGGAUACUGGAGGAGUUGUAUGAAGACCACGGUGACACGCUGGCCCUGCAGUACGGAGGCUCCCAGCUGGUGCACCGUGUCAAGACUUACCGCAAGCUCACGCCGUGGACCUCGCACUCGCGGGACAUAAUGCAGACGCUCUCCCGCUACUACAGCAACGCCUUUUCAGACGCUGAGAAGCAGGAUGCAAUGAACCUGUUCCUGGGGAUGUUUGUGCCUCGGGAUGGGCGGCUGCACCUGUGGGAGCUCACGACGGAUUACUACCUCCACCACACGGACGCCACCCGCCUCCCUUCCGCGCUACGCAGCUACACCCGUUGGUGGUCUCCGGUGCUACUCUCAUGUCUUCCACUGCCCUACGUUCCACGUGCAGGACAAGAGGCGGGUUAUCGGCCCGCGGGGUCCGAUUGCCUUGGUGAGGGCGCCGAGGAUGAGGAGGAGGAGGAGGAGACGGACGUUUACACCGAAUUCUUCCAGCCUCAUCAGCUCACCAGCCUCGAGGAAACCUUCGCCUUCACGAUGCCUUGCUCCACCCGAGACUUCAUGCCCAAGGGGGCAUCCAUAAAUCCAAGCCCAUUCAUUGUGCGGAAGCCUGAAGAGACCAGCAAGAGCUCUCCUUCGCUGAGUAAAGCACGUGAGGAAGGGGUGGGGGCUGUGCAGCGCAAGACGGUGGCGAGCGCGCCGCCCCCGGCCCCCCUGGAGGACACUCCGUCCAGCAGCUCGGGGGACGACUCGGCGUCGGACGCCGACGAUGAAAACUCCGCGUCCGCGCGCGGCUCCCCGGCCCGCCCCAACCGGCAUCCCGGAGAAUGUGUGGAUCCACGCCAGGUGAUAUACCCUUCGGCGCAGAGUGUCUACGGAGUCGACAUCACAAAGCAGCUCAGUCUGCAAGACCAAGAGCUGUAUGCCAAGUUUGUGAAGCUGGGCGUUGACCACAAGUCGACGGAGCCGAGCGUGCGUGUGGCCUCCUUCCUGGAUGUCUCCAAGCUGCUGACUCCGCUAUCGGUCUUCCCCCCCGCGAGCGUGCGCCGCGUGUCUCCUCCGCGCGUCUCCGCGCCUGCGCUGGACGUGUACGAGGCGCACGUCCGCGCCGCGCGAGGUCACGCGCUGGAGCCCCGCAGGCACGACCUGGUGCUGUACCGACAGCACGUGCGGAACCGCUACAUGUGACGCGCCCUCUACAUGCCGCUGCUACACGUGAUUACGCACUGCACGCAACUGCUGCAUGUGACGCACACGUCACGUGCACUCUGCAUGCAUCUGGUGCGUUUGACAUGCACUCUACAUGCAGCCGCUACAUGUGACGCGCACGCUACAUCCAGCUGCUACAUGCGACAUGCAAUUUACAUACAACCACUACACGUGACGUGAACUUGACGUCCAACCGCUACGUCAUGCGCACUCUCCAUGCAGCUGCUACAUGCGACGCACACUCUACAUGCAGCCCGUAUAUGUGACACGCACGUGACAUGCAUUCUUCAUGCAGCUGCUACAUGUUACGCACACUCUUCACGCAGCUGCUUCAUGUGACGUGCAACCUACAUGCAACCGCGACAUGAUGCGCAAUCCACAUGCAGGUGCUGCAUGUGGUGUACAUUGUACAUGUAGCCACUGAAUGUGACACACUUGACUUUGUUUUUUUGCACAUCCUCUUGGCCGCACUGUCUCCUUGGAGUGUGUAUACAUUUCCGCAGCAUUUAAUCAAUACAGCACAAGUAAACCCUG